AUGGAAUACGAAAAUCUUGGGUGGCUCCCCAAGCCGUCGCUUCCAACCGUAAAAGUUUUCGUGCGAGAGUGUUCUUGCCUUCCCGCAGACUACGACAUUAUGGGGAUGCGACCGUACGAAGAAGGUCAACCGCCAGAUAUCGAGUUGGAUGCGCUGUUAGCCGUUGACGAGGACGAGGCUCAUAAGGGGGGCGGGACGUGGCGCUUGUUAGAGGGCUGGUUGCCAUUCGACCGACUGUCGCUAUUGCCGCUGCUGCUAUCCUCUCCGCCAUCCUCAAGCUCUUCGGGGCGUAUUUCCAUAACCCGUUGGGAGACUCACACCCUGGCUAGUAACCAGCGGGGGAAGCCUGACAAAAAUCUGACAAAGCCAAAGAUGUUGGCUCAAGUGUUCAUGAAAACGCUUCUGCUUUUGAUUUCGUGGUCCUUGCGCACUUCGACAUCCAUGGAGAUUCUGUCGCGACAAAAACAAAGCCUACAAAUCUUCCAGGCUCAUCACACCUCAAGCUCAAGUGUUUCCCCUUCAACCGUUGCUUUUCACACCUGCCCUUGUUUCGUGGUCCUCGCGCGCAUUAACCUCCAUAGAGAUUCGAAGAUUCUGUGGCGACAAUAUCCACGCUUCCAUGCCUUCAGAAUCCACACACCUCACGCGUUUCACUUUCAACGAGGAUUGUCCACAAGCGUGACAGGUCACAGUGACCGUCACGGAAAAAGUUGGAAAAUCCGCUUAUUCACCGAAAGGCGGUGUGCCCAAACCCAGCCCUGCCUACACUCGCGCGCCAUGAGAGAGCCGCUUCGUGGGAUAUUCGACCCAAAAGAUUCAAGUCAUCUCGAAAACCUUAGAAGCUACAAGUUGGAGCUUAAAACACGAAGCUUGAGAUAUUCAAUGAACGAUCAGUCUCCCUCCGUUCUAGAGAUGAAGUUCUUUGUGUUUCAAGUUCGAGUGUUGCUGUGGCAGGCGCCAGUGCUGGUCCAGGGCCCUGGCCUCGCUGGGGCGCAAAGACAGGAAGCAUUUUGUUUGGCUGUCCCUUUCAAGAAGCACAGUCGUCACAUGCACCAGGCUUUCACAAGUACUGACUUCUUCCAUCUUCCUGGACCCCUCUCCUGGUCCUCUCCUAUUAAAUUAUCUAGGAGGAAGUUUCCUUUCGGGGCUUGCUUCCAACCGCUAUAUAUUGCCCUCUCAAUGUCUGUGCGUUUACUAGAAUCUUUGUCUGAGUCCGGAGGUGGUGAAGACAUCCUUACCACGAAGAAGAAGCCUCGAAAACUCGACCACAUGAUGAUUAAGCUCAGGCUGAAUAUGGGGCUCUCCACAGCGAAACGCCACCUGUUUCAAACCUUCCUACCGAAAUCCUCUGCCAAAUCUUCGAAGACACCCAAGAUGCUUCGCGGAUCCAUAUGGCUUCCAAACACCCUUUCGUGGAAGUCAUCAUCUCACACGUUUGCAGAGGAUGGCGUUCCGUCGUGUUGUCCUUCCCACCACUGUGGUCAACAUUUCGAUAUGAUAGUAUUUGCGACCGGGCACAUCGUCGAGCUCACACCUACUCGACCUCUACUUCCAUGGGUGUGCACUGGUAUGUAUAGUGACGUGAACGGCGUACCGACACGAAGGUGGCAUCAUCAGCAAAUCAUCAGCACCCACCACAUCGUUCAAAAGGCCUCAGUGAACUUGCACCGAAUCCCCCCCCCCGAUCCCAAGCUGCGCCGUGACGCCUUUUAUCUAACCCCAUCUUCGCCUACACCAUUGUCUUAUCCUCCAAAAUCCCCGGGAACCGAGACUGGAUAUCAGAUUUCCUGUCGCCCUUGGUUUCAGAAUCACGUACGCCUCGAGUCCCAGCCUCAGCCAACUUUGAUAGCACGAAGAUCAAUUAUGAGAUGGGUUGGGUACACCUCGAUUGUGUGCUGGUCAAUUGGGUCCUGUAGCCGAUUUAUGACAUCUCAAUACUGCUCAUGUCCUAACUCUUACUCUCUAAAGACAAAACAUAAUGCCUCUGAUUAUGCCCACCAUCACUUUCACGGAUCACAUUGCUGCGUUGUCGUCUCGUCCUCCAGCGGCGUCCACGGCCCUUCUGGUUGUGCGCGCGACCCAAACGGCUGUUAUCAUGUGUCUGCAAUCAAUCGAAUGAGUCGGGAUUUUCGAAUGUGGAGAGGAUGUUGGUUACGUCUGGGGGCCGGGGGUUGGAGACGACGGAGAGUUGGCGCCUCCACCUGUAAGGCUCCAGGACCUAUGACUUUGGCACAACGUGACUACUUCAAACCGCGCUUCUUUCAAGACAAGGACUGA
This is a messenger RNA of Laccaria bicolor S238N-H82, 2277 nucleotides long. RefSeq lists its product as uncharacterized. Lineage: Eukaryota; Fungi; Basidiomycota; Agaricomycetes; Agaricales; Hydnangiaceae. The transcript is spliced from 12 exons. Bases 1 to 2277 code for a protein of 758 amino acids. The record is from RefSeq and is a predicted model, not a curated record.